Messenger RNA from Jatropha curcas, 1301 nucleotides. Its product is annotated as syntaxin-21. Gene Ontology annotation, cellular component: membrane; endomembrane system; SNARE complex. Gene Ontology annotation, biological process: vesicle-mediated transport; intracellular protein transport; vesicle fusion. Lineage: Eukaryota; Viridiplantae; Streptophyta; Magnoliopsida; Malpighiales; Euphorbiaceae. The record is from RefSeq and is a predicted model, not a curated record. Gene Ontology annotation, molecular function: SNARE binding; SNAP receptor activity.
AACUACUACAGCCACAACUAACUUCAAUCUCAAUGCCAUUUCGUCUCCUCCCUUCUUCCUCCUCGCGUGUCAAAUAUAUCUGAAACAGAAUAAAGCAUAAUUUAUUCCAUUUCUUUCUUUCACUUAACAGAGCUAUCAUCAUGAGUUUUCGAGAUCUUGAGGCUGGAAAGCUUUUCCAGCAGCAGAAGAAGCAACAAGAAAAGGACCCCUCUCAAGCUGUGGCCGCCGGAAUUUUCCAAAUCGACACCGCCGUUUACUCCCUCAACCGCCUCGUCAAUUCCCUUGGAACUCCCAAAGACACCAUUGAAUUGCGGGAGAAACUGCACAAGACAAGACAACGUAUUAGUGAAUUGGUGAAAGAUACUUCUGCUAAACUUAGGCAAGCCAGUGAAGCCGAUCAUUAUGGUGAAGUCAGUCCUGCCAAAAAGAUUAAUGAUGCUAAGCUUGCAAAACAGUUUAGGACUGCUCUUAAUGAAUUUCAAAAGGUUCAAAGGCUUGCGGCUGAGAGGGAAACAAUGUAUGCUCCUUUUGUUCCCAGAGAAGUUCUUCCAUCCAGCUAUAAUGCCCAUGAGCCUGGUGUAAGUUCAUCUGAGAGUCAUGAACAGCAGUCUCUUCUCCUAGAAUCUAGAAGACAGGAGGUUUUAUUCUUGGAUAAUGAGAUCGCAUUUAAUGAAGCUAUAAUUGAAGAAAGAGAACAGGGGAUCAAAGAAAUUCAGCAACAGAUUAGUGAAGUAAAUGAGAUUUUCAAAGAUCUAGCUGUUUUAGUACAUGAGCAAGGAGUAAUGAUUGAUGAUAUUGGUUCUAACAUUGAGAAUUCUCAUGCUGCAACUGCACAAGCUACUUCCCAGCUUGCGAAAGCUUCGAAGAUUCAAAGAUCUAACUCAUCCAUGUUCUGUUUGCUCCUUGUGAUUUUUGGGAUCAUUCUGCUCAUUGUCAUUAUAAUUGUCGUCGCUUGAGCUGCAUAUUUUGUUUCAAAAUCUGAACUUGAUUCGAGACACGGCUGCUUUGUGAUCUCCUUGGUGGUAUAAUUUGACAAGAGCUCCUGCCUGACUCAAGUUGGAUGGAUUUACCCUAGCAACAUUGCGCAGAAGGCAGUACGCCAUUCUGGACCAGAUGCAGAGAUAGGUCAUCAAUGUACAGGCAAUGGACUCUGUUCCUGUUAUGCUGUUGGCUACUAUUACUGAUCAUUGUAUAAAUUUUAUCUUCUAACAUUGGUGUAAGGAAAUGAGCCGGAUUCCUUUUUCAGUAAAUGAUUGAUUAUUCUCAGUUGUGGCCUAAAGAAUAAUAUUAGCUAUAGUCUU